This is a messenger RNA of Caenorhabditis remanei, 429 nucleotides long. RefSeq lists its product as uncharacterized. Gene Ontology annotation, biological process: cytoplasmic translation; ribosomal large subunit biogenesis. Gene Ontology annotation, cellular component: cytosolic large ribosomal subunit; ribosome. The coding region runs from base 1 to 429 and encodes 142 amino acids. The transcript has 3 exons. The record is from RefSeq and is a predicted model, not a curated record. Gene Ontology annotation, molecular function: RNA binding; structural constituent of ribosome. Lineage: Eukaryota; Metazoa; Nematoda; Chromadorea; Rhabditida; Rhabditidae.
AUGAAGGUCAACCCAUUCGUCUCCUCCGAUUCCGGAAAGAGCCGUAAGGCCCACUUCAAUGCUCCAUCCCACGAGCGUAGACGCAUCAUGUCGUCUCCACUCACCAAGGAGCUCCGCACCAAGCACGGAAUCCGCGCCAUCCCAAUCAGAGUCGAUGAUGAGGUCGUCGUCAUGCGCGGACGUCAUAAGGGAAACACCGGACGUGUCCUCAGAUGCUACCGUAAGAAGUUCGUCGUCCACAUUGACAAGAUCACCCGUGAGAAGGCUAACGGAUCUACUGUGCACAUCGGAAUCCACCCUUCGAAGGUCGCUAUCACCAAGCUGAAGCUUGACAAGGAUCGCCGUGCCCUCGUUGAGCGCAAGGCCGCUGGACGCGCCCGCGUUACCGGAAUCCUCAAGGGAAAGCACACCGACGAGUCCGUCAACUAA